Messenger RNA from Vicia villosa (hairy vetch), 1220 nucleotides. RefSeq names its product NAC domain-containing protein 90-like. The coding region runs from base 286 to 1080 and encodes 264 amino acids. Gene Ontology annotation, biological process: regulation of DNA-templated transcription. Gene Ontology annotation, molecular function: DNA binding. The record is from RefSeq and is a predicted model, not a curated record. The transcript is spliced from 3 exons. NCBI's taxonomy places the organism in Eukaryota, Viridiplantae, Streptophyta, Magnoliopsida, Fabales, Fabaceae.
GGAAAAUUAAUUGAAUGAUAGAGGCAUAUAUCAUCAUGAUAAAGGCAAAUCAAAAUGGUUUUGCAAAUGCAAAGACAUUUUCUUUGCUCCUAUAACCGUGUGGAAGUUUCUACCCUCCAUCCCAAACUCUCAAACUUUUCUACUUCCACUAUGUCCCACAUACUCCCUCUCUUGUCUUUACACCUAAGACUUAUAUAUACACUUGUAGAUACAUUAUAUAUAUUCAAAUACACUUGAAAAGUUUUUAAGAGUAAAAAGAAACAUCAAUUCAAUUCAACUAUUUCAAUGGUAGAUAUCCCACCUGGUUUUCGUUUCUUCCCAACUGAAGAAGAGCUUGUUAGCUUUUACCUAAAGAACAAGCUUCAAGGAGAAAGAAAUGCUUUUGAUAGGGUUAUUCCUGUCAUUGACAUCAAUGGUGUAGAACCAUGGAAUCUCCCACCUCUUGCGGGGGAGCUAUGCCGCGAAGAUAAAGAGCAAUGGUUUUUCUUUUCGCCGGGGCAAGAGAGAGAAGCAAGAGGAGGGAGGCCUAAUAGAACAACUGGAUGUGGUUAUUGGAAGGCAACAGGUUCUCCUGGUUAUGUUUAUUCUUCUGAUAAUAAAGUGAUUGGAGUGAAGAAAACAAUGGUGUUCUAUAGAGGAAAAGCUCCUAGUGGAAGGAAAACUAAAUGGAAGAUGAAUGAAUACAGAGCCAUUCAAUUGUGUAACCAAUCCAAUACUGCCACACCUCAGUUAAGGCGAGAAUUCAGUUUGUGUCGAAUAUACGUGAUAUCAGGAAGUUUUAGAUCAUUUGACCGGCGUCCAUUAGAGAAUGAAAGAAAUGACCGAUUUCGAGUUAACCAGAUCGAUCAAAAUUCAUUUGUCGUAACGUGUACUAAUCAAAAUGCAAGAAUGGAUCAUGCAUCAAGUUCAUUUGAAAUUUCUCAAUUAGGAGGAUUCCAAAGUGUUUAUGAUCUUCCAGAGGUUGGAGGGGGUUCAAAUAGCAGUAAUUGGAAUGUAAAUAACAAUGGUGAUAAUGGUGAUGAGGCUCAACUCCAAGAACCAUUAUGGGAAUGGGAAUGUGAACAUUUUAGUUGGACUUAAUUCUAGGUCAAGCAAGACCCGUCAAGUAUACGUGGCUAAUUCGGAUCCUCAAAUACCAACCAGCCUCAGCCUGCAAGGCAUAAACAGUAGAUUACUUCUAAUUGUAAUUCUUUCAUUUUUUUCUUUCUAAUUUUCAUUGA